AUGGAGAAGGAACUGUUGCUACGUGUGCAGCAGAAGUUGGAUACGAUGACGAAACCCAUCGCAGAAACAUCGCUGUUGGUGCGUACGAUGCAGCACCGACUCAGUGUAUGGAGCAGACCGCAUGAAGUCCUGUGGCCGUUGGCGCUGGUGUGGCUGGGUCUGAUUUCCGUGUGGCUGGUGUACAAGGGCACGAGCGCCGUCGUACACCGCGGUGCCCACAAGUGA
This is a messenger RNA of Aphanomyces astaci, 225 nucleotides long. RefSeq lists its product as hypothetical. The record is from RefSeq and is a predicted model, not a curated record. The coding region runs from base 1 to 225 and encodes 74 amino acids. The transcript has a single exon. Lineage: Eukaryota; Oomycota; Saprolegniomycetes; Saprolegniales; Verrucalvaceae.